AUGUCUGGAUCUGGAUACGACGCGGUGGUGGACGUGGAUGACGAGGGCGACCUGGGACACACUGAUCUUCAAGAAGAUCUCGAAUUCCACACUUCCAAUUUCAACGACACAUCCCACGGCGGCCGCAAAGGUGCUCCGUCAACCCUUCCUCCUCCUGUCACGGCCUCAACAGGGGCAUCCUCAUCGAAACGAUUUCUUUGGUCCAUAUCCUUCUAUUCACAGUUCUUCGAUGUCGACACAACAGCUGUCCUGUCGCGAUGUUGGGCGGCGCUCUAUCCUCGAGCGAAUUUCCUCGACGUUCUUGAGGGUAACCCCGAUUUGUACGGGCCGUUUUGGAUUGCGACGACUGUAGUGUUGAUUCUGUUUUUGGGAGGCACAAUCAGCGACUGGUUAUCGACGAGGGGCACCGCGCAGUUUGCAUAUGACUUUAGGUUGUUGAGUGGUGCUGCGGGUCUGGUCUACGGAUACACUCUAUUUAUCCCCGUAGCCCUCUUCCUCGCCCUCCGCUACUUUGGCAGCGAGUCUGCCAAUCUUCUCGAAUGCUGGGCGCUGUACGGCUACUCUAAUCUCAUUUGGAUACCAGUUGCAAUCAUCAGCUGGUCGCCUAUUGAAAUUCUGAACUGGACCUUUGUUGCCGUUGGCUUCGGUCUUUCGGUUGCGUUCCUGCUACGCAACUUGUAUCCCGUACUCAGUGCUACAGACCGCCAGGUCAGCAAAGUGCUGCUGAUUAUUGUUGUCAUCUUGCACGCAGGGUUGGCCAUCACCAUCAAGAUCCUCUUCUUCGCGCACAACAGCCCAGCCGUGAAGAAACCUGCUGGUGACGAUAAGCCCGCGGGCGACAAGCCAGUAUUUCUAUUCUAA
Messenger RNA from Pochonia chlamydosporia 170, 861 nucleotides. Its product is annotated as Yip1 domain family. Gene Ontology annotation, biological process: vesicle-mediated transport. The record is from RefSeq and is a predicted model, not a curated record. Gene Ontology annotation, molecular function: small GTPase binding. NCBI's taxonomy places the organism in Eukaryota, Fungi, Ascomycota, Sordariomycetes, Hypocreales, Clavicipitaceae. Bases 1 to 861 code for a protein of 286 amino acids. Gene Ontology annotation, cellular component: membrane; Golgi apparatus. The transcript is spliced from 3 exons.